Molecule: messenger RNA, 2468 nt
Organism: Biomphalaria glabrata
Lineage: Eukaryota; Metazoa; Mollusca; Gastropoda; Planorbidae
Exons: 2
Coding region: 469-1278 (269 amino acids)
Molecular function (GO): DNA binding
Source: RefSeq, a predicted model, not a curated record
GGAGAGUGGGGAGAAAUGGACACCCCCUGCUAUUUUUAAAACUAGUGGACCAUAUUAUUUUGGACCAGAAUAAAAAACUUCAGUAACAUGAGAUGUUUUUAAAAAACCAUUUCCUUUUCCUUAAUUCUUAUGCACAUGUUUUUUUUUUGCAUACGGAAAUUUUUCAGUCACAAAACAAGUAUUUUCUUAACCAAUUUGCACGUCUAUAUUUCAUUGGAUCUACAUCAGAAUUCAAGGUAAGUUUGUAUUAUUGUAAAACGAACAUUUCUUUAUAAUAAUUUAUAUCUUUUGCCUUACAAAUUCAAUAAAUAAAAAUUUUAUAGUGUUUUAACCAAUUCAGGUACCAGUGGGGAGAAAUGGUCCAUAGGAGGUCCGUUUCUCCCCAUUCGUUUGAUUCAUGAUUGGCAGUAGAUUUCUAUAGGGAUGAUAUGCUUAUAAUUAGCAUUUUGAAUCUAUAUAGAUGUAAUAAUGCCUCGAGUUUACAUAAGGAAAACUGACAAAGGCAAAGUGCCAGAGUCAGUUAUGAUAGAUGCUGUAACUGCUGUUGAGAAGGGCAUGACAGUUCGACAUGCUGCAAAAGAAUUUAACAUUGCCCGAUCAACACUGAUUAACAACAUUAAAAAGGCUAAAACUAGUAAAAGUAACCAAACUAGCCUGUGUCCCAACUAUCAGCACAGCCUGAUAUUUAAUGCAGAGCAAGAAAAUUGUUUAGCAACAUACCUGGCCAGGUGCUCAAAUAUGUUUUAUGGCCUAAAAACAAAAAAGGUUCGUGCUCUAGCCCUUGAAAUGGCUUUAGUGAAUAACAUAAAAUGCUUUGCGUCAUGGACCACCUAUUCAAUGGCCGGAAGAGAGUGGCUUUUUGGAUUUAUGAGACGCCAUCCAGAACUUUCACUCAGACAGCCUGAAGCCACAUCACUGGCACGGGCUACAGCGUUCAACAAAUUUAAUGUCAACACAUUUAUGUCCAUUUAUCAGCUGGCGGAGCUUGGAGGCACAGCUUUUCUCAAGGCUUCUAAAAAACAAAAUAUUUUGUCUGGCUUUAGUGGUGUGUGGCCUCUAGAUAAAGGCAUAUUUUCGGAUGAUGAAUUUCUGCCUUCGGACGUUACAGACAGGCCUAUGGUUGCAGACCCAGAAUUACCAGACAUAGACAUUGCAAGACCAAGGGCACAUUGUAGCUCAUCAUCACCAAACACUGACACUCCUUUUGUUCCUGAUGCAACUCCACAUGAGGACACAUCAAUAAAUGUUUUGGCAAUAUGUCAGAGCGAUUUUAGAUAAUCUUUUGGUAUUGAGCAUUUCCAUUUAAAUGGAACUAGAAUGAGCAUGUAGAUCUACCUAAAUUAAACUACUAAUUUAGCACUCUCAAUAUCUAUAUCUACUAGAUCUAGAUCUAAAAUAUAUAUUUGGGAUAAUGCAGAUGUAAUUUAGAUAAGAUUUAUAUAAAAAAACACUAGAUAAUCAAUUAAUAGACUAAUUGCAAUAUGAAAUAUUAAAAUAGUAGAUUAGUUUUAGUAUUUUAUAACAUUGCAAUAUUGACAAUCUAGACUUUAGAAAUAAAAAUCUAGUCUUUAAGCCUAGAAAUUAUAAUUAUAGAUCUUGAUCUAGUCUAAAUCAUGCCUGUCUGGUAGUGCGAUUUGCGCACUGGGCUGUCGUUUGGAUUCAUCGAUGGUCCCAGGUUCAAACCCUGCCCGCUCCCAUCCCCCGUCGUCCUACAGGAGGUUUGGACUACAACUCUGAAGGAACAACCGAAACAUGUAAAACAACAAACAUUCUAAACUAGACCAAGAAAUUCUAGAUCUAGAUUCUAUAAUGAUUUUAAUUAGAACUUAAAUCUAGAUCUAGUUUUAAAAAUAUAGCUCUAGUGUAAAAAAAAAUCUAGAUCUAGUGUAAAAAAUCUAGAUUAGAUCUAAAUCUAGUUAUUAUGUCUUUCUAAAAUGCGAAUCACAUUACGAGGUUUAAUAAACAUUACUAUACUGAGUUGUUUUAGCAUUUAAAGAAUUUAUUCCAUAUGACGUCAAAGGAAAAAAAUCCACUACGUCACACAACCUAGUUAGACUAAAAAAUAUCAUCUACACGAGCAGCUAGUUGAGGGUUCAUAGACAUUGGUGCACCGAGUGAUUUCUUUUAGCAUUUCAUUUAAAGAAUUAACUCCAUAUGACGUCAAAGGAAAAAAAAUCCAUUACGUCACACGUCCUAGUUAGACUAAAAAUGUCAUCUAUACGAGCAGCUUGUCGAGCGUUCAUAGACAUUGGUGCACCGAGUGAGAUCUUUUAGCAUUUCAUUUGAAGAAUUAACUCCAUAUGACGUCAAUGGAAAAAAAUUCCAUUACGUCACACGUCCUAGUUAGACUAAAAAUGUCUUCUAUACGAGAAGCUUCUCGAGGGAUCAUAGACAUUGGUGCACCGAGUUUGUUCUUUUAGCAUUUCAUUUCACGGGCUAGUUAGACUUAAUAUAUAUAUAUAUAUAUA